Molecule: messenger RNA, 328 nt
Organism: Scheffersomyces stipitis CBS 6054
Lineage: Eukaryota; Fungi; Ascomycota; Pichiomycetes; Serinales; Debaryomycetaceae
Exons: 1
Source: RefSeq, a predicted model, not a curated record
GUGUCGUCUUCCAACGAUGAGAACAAUAAUCGCAUGUCGUCAAGAAUAAUAAAGAACAAGUCUGUCUCUCACACCCACUCGUCGUCGACCGACAAGAGGGAAGUGCUUGGAGAGUUGAAGCCGGAAAACUCGAUUCAGCAGUCCAGUUCUACCGCAAAAAAAUCUUCUAUAAACAAGUCAUUGGCUCCCUUGACGAGCAACACUUCGAAGAUCCAGAUCUACAAACAGCAGCAGCAACAACUACAAAGCCAAUUAAUUCAAAAUCAACAAAGCCAACGUUACCAAUUCAAGAAACCUCGCAUAGACAAUAUCUUGAAACAUGGCGCCA